GCGGCCGCUUCCCGCCGUGCGUGGGGCUGCAGUGAGCGAUUCCGACCUUCUCGGCUCACAUCUGCGUGGCAGUGAGGGCGCCGGAGAGGAGUGGCUGUGAGCUGGGCUCCCCCUUCCUCCCCCCCGCCAGGGUGACGUCUGUGUGGAAAAAUGUGCGUGUGCUGCGUCCCAUGCAGUGUGUCUGCCCGCUUCAUCCAUGGAGAUACGGUUUCUCAAUGCUCUCCCCAACUUAAAUUUAACUUUGUGUCCUGUAUGUCAGCUUGGAUGGAAAGAUUUCCCUGUCCCCUCAUUGCAGACAGCUCUGACCUUGUGUGGCUCCGCCGGGCUCUGCUGGUUUGGUCCCUGAGUGCAGCCCCCAUUCAGUGUCUUGCGGAGCAUAGGGUGCUUGCAAGUCUGCAAGCAAAGACAGAAUGAAGUCAAGACACAGUGGGUGGCUUUUCACUGCUGUUUGCCUGUUGGCCAGUUCUGACAGCCAAGUGCCAAGCUCUGGUACUUGAGCAAUGCCCCCUCCCUGAUCCUGUUGUGCUUUGCACCCCAUGUCCUGCUGCACACUGCAGAGCUGCAGGAAGGAGCAGUUGCUGCUGGCUGGGACUCGCCCUGUUCCUGCCAGCUGAGCAGGGGUGACUCUGGGAUGAGGGCCUGGUGCUGGCAAGGGCAAGAGGUGCGGGCAGGGAACUGCGCUCCUGGCUGCUCUGCAGCCCUUGCCAGGAGGUGCAGAGUGACGGCAUCCUGCUGAGCAAGGAUCAUCCUGCCUGCAGGAAGGGUCGGGGCGGGGAGCUGAUGGCAGGAGCAGAUCAGUCCCUUCCAUCGCAGCAGGGAUGCCUGCUCAUGCAGAAGCAGCUUUUUUGCGAAAGUCUGAGUCAACCCAUUCCCCUCCCUGCUGUGAGAGCUGAGGUGCUGCCUGCAGCCCUGUGGCACGCAGUCCAGCAGGGUGGGCCGCUUGGGGCAGCUGUGGGUCCCCAGAAUCAUGGCCCUGGUCCCCGCUGUCCGUACAGCAGUGGGGAGAGCUGGGCCGGUGGAAUUAAAUUCUGCCUGCAAGACUGACGCUGUGUCCUCCCAAAGGAUCAUCUUCUCUACCCCAUUUGCUGUCAUCUCCUACUUCCUCAUCUGGUUCGUCCCAGACAUCUCCAGAGGCCAAGUGAUGUGGUAUCUCAUCUUCUACUGCAUCUUCCAGACCCUUGUGACGUGCUUCCACGUGCCCUACUCGGCGCUGACGAUGUUCAUCAGCAGGGAGCAGAGCGAGAGGGACUCAGCCACUGCCUACCGUAUGACGGUUGAGGUGCUGGGCACUGUGCUGGGCACCGCCAUCCAGGGCCAGAUUGUGGGCAAGGCAGUUGCCCCCUGCAUCGAGAACCCCCCCUUCCUGAGUGAGAACAACUUCUCAGCGGCCAUAAGGAAUGUGAACAUGACCCACUACAGCGGCUCGCUGGCAGACACGAGAAAUGCCUACAUGGUCGCAGCGGGGGUCAUCGGGGGGCUCUACAUCCUCUGUGCUGUCAUCCUAUCGGUGGGCGUGCGGGAGAAGAGAGAGUCCUCUGAGCUGCAGUCAGAUGAGCCCGUCUCCUUCUUCCGAGGGCUGAAGCUGGUGAUGAACCACGGUGCCUACAUCAAACUCAUCACCGGCUUCCUCUUCACUUCACUGGCCUUCAUGUUGCUGGAGGGCAAUUUCGCCCUCUUCUGCACCUACACCUUGGGCUUCCGCAACGAGUUCCAGAACAUCCUCCUGGCCAUCAUGCUGUCAGCCACCCUGACCAUCCCCUUCUGGCAGUGGUUCCUCACCCGCUUUGGGAAGAAGACUGCUGUCUACGUGGGCAUCUCGUCCGCUGUCCCCUUCCUCAUCAUGGUGGUUGUCCUGGACAGUAACCUCGUCAUCACCUACAUCGUGGCGGUGGCGGCAGGGAUCAGCGUGGCAGCUGCCUUCCUCCUGCCCUGGUCCAUGCUGCCGGACGUCAUAGAUGACUUCAAGCUGCAGCACCCCGAAUCCCGCGGCCACGAAGCCAUCUUCUUCUCCUUCUACGUCUUCUUUACCAAGUUCACCUCUGGGGUAUCGCUGGGCAUCUCCACGCUCAGCCUGGACUUUGCAGGGUACCAAACACGGGGCUGCUCCCAGCCCAGCGAGGUGAACGUCACCCUGAAGCUGCUGGUGUCGGCCGUGCCUGUGGGGCUGAUCCUGCUGGGCCUGCUCCUCUUCAAGCUGUACCCCAUCGACGAGGAGAAGCGCAGGGAGAACAAGAAGGCCCUGCAGGACCUGAGGGAGGAGAGCAACAGCAGCUCGGAGUCGGACUCCACAGAGCUGGCCAACAUCGUGUGACCUGCAGCUCGCCCGCCUGCAGCACGGUGGGGCCGGGGGCCGCGGGCUGCCCGUAGUGUACAUUACACAGAUGGACCCGCGGAGCUGGAGCUGCUGUUCCCCGGCCCGGCAGAGUGCAGCCCCCUUCCGCGGCGGGGCCGGGCCGUGGUAGUGUACAUUACACUGUGUCCGUGCCAAGGGCAGCUCACCGCUGCGCUCUGUACAUACGACACUAAGUCAGGAAGCUGUUCUGUUUGUUUGGUUGGGUUUUUUAUAUAGAUGAUUAACUUAAUGGUGUAAAUAUUAAACUUUGCUAUUUGUA
Centrocercus urophasianus (Greater sage-grouse) is the source of this 2612-nucleotide messenger RNA. RefSeq names its product major facilitator superfamily domain containing 2A (gene MFSD2A). Bases 968 to 2311 code for a protein of 447 amino acids. The transcript has 11 exons. Lineage: Eukaryota; Metazoa; Chordata; Aves; Galliformes; Phasianidae. The record is from RefSeq and is a predicted model, not a curated record. Gene Ontology annotation, biological process: carbohydrate transport. Gene Ontology annotation, cellular component: membrane. Gene Ontology annotation, molecular function: lysophospholipid:sodium symporter activity.